UUGUGUUCAUUUUUUCAUAAUUCGAAUGAAAAUGAAUUCCAAAUUAAUUUUAUUCAUUUUGGUGAUUGUAUCAAUUAAAAAUAGCAAUGUUUUUGGUGCAAAAUAUAUCGGUAGUUGUCAUCGUCAUAAAUGGAUAAAUUUAACGCUCGUUUGUGUCGAUGGUUUGACAGAGAAUAACAUAUACUUGUCCAACGACAAUGACAUGUGCAGUGAUACGCAGACGGGCACAUGGCGAUUGGUUGAUACUAUAAAUUUCGAAAAUUGUGAAACUCCAAAGCUACCAGAUAAAUUGUUUGAUAUCUAUGAAAUCGAUACGUUGAAUAUGACAUGCCUUGGUUAUAAAUCAUUCGACUUGGAUGCAUUUGAAACUGUCAAAAAUAUUCGUUUAAUAAAUGCAUCACAAAAUUCGGUUGAGGAGAUUCAAGCAGGUCUGUUCAAAGAUAGUAAAAACAUUGCAAGGAUCGAUUUAUCAUUUAAUAAAAUCAAAAAAGUCGAUCCAAAUGCAUUUUCGGAAGAGAGCCGCUUGGAGGUUUUAAAUUUGGCUCACAACAACAUCGAACAAUUAAGUGGCAACUUUAUUAAAAAGCUACCGAAAUUGGAGAUUUUUCAAUUGUCCGAAAAUCAAUUGACUGACAUUCCAACCGAACUCAAGCACACUCGAUUGGUUCAUUUUAAUGCGUCACAUAAUAAAAUCACCGAAAUUCCAGCCAACAUAUUCAAUUAUACCCAUAAUCUUAUCAAUCUGGAUCUAUCAUACAACGAAAUCAAAUCG
Messenger RNA from Contarinia nasturtii (swede midge), 772 nucleotides. Its product is annotated as lumican-like. Lineage: Eukaryota; Metazoa; Arthropoda; Insecta; Diptera; Cecidomyiidae. The annotation marks the transcript as partial. The record is from RefSeq and is a predicted model, not a curated record. The transcript has a single exon. Gene Ontology annotation, molecular function: protein binding.